This is a messenger RNA of Microplitis mediator, 11098 nucleotides long. RefSeq names its product neurofibromin (gene Nf1). Gene Ontology annotation, biological process: regulation of GTPase activity. The transcript is spliced from 7 exons. The record is from RefSeq and is a predicted model, not a curated record. Bases 83 to 8344 code for a protein of 2753 amino acids. NCBI's taxonomy places the organism in Eukaryota, Metazoa, Arthropoda, Insecta, Hymenoptera, Braconidae.
GUGGUGGUAGUGGUGAUGCUGGUGAUGAUGAUGUUGUUAUUGAUAAUGAAGCGGCACUGAGAAAUAAUAAUCGGUGUGGGCCAUGGGCACCCCAAAACCGGAAGAAUGGGCCAUUUUGCUGAUUACGCGUUUCGAAAACGAGUUGCCAUGUCGAGCUGGUCCUCAGACAACAAACUCGCGAAUAAACGAGCAGGAGAACCGAAAAUUUUUGAUUCAAAUUUCUCGGCACCGUUUUUCUCUGGUGAUAUCCGGACUGACGAAAAUACUUCAGCGUGUCAACGACACACUGCCAGGGACUGGAGGAGGUCAACGGUCCUUCCACAACACCGACCAGGAACGUAAUUGCUAUGAGUCGAUCAUCAUCGUCCUGGACACACUCGAACAGUGUCUGGCCAAUCAGCCUAAGGACACUUCUAACAAAGAUGAGACCAUGAAUGUUAAAUUAUUGCUACGACCAAUUUGUCAAUUUAUCAAUAUAUCUAACGAUAGCCCGCAGCAUGUUCACAUAAAAAAUUUAGCAAGCAAAGUAUUAUUUGCGUUGAGUCUAAACUUUUUUACGGCCGUAUUUAAUAGGAUUUCUGAUCACCUUCAAGAACUGACAGUCUGUAAUGAAGAGAACCCAGACUGCAGUGAUAUAGAAUUGAUUCAACAUAUCAACAUUGACGUUGAUCGACUCGUACAAAUAUUAAAUGAAACGAUUCAAAAAUACAAACUGCUCAAAAAAUCAGCUCACACAGUCCUGGUAAACUCACUGGAACGCGCGAUAUGGAAUUGGAUGGACACUUACCCCCAUGAGUUCGCGGAAGUACAAAAAAAAUUUGACUGCAGCGACGGGUCUAAAGACACUUCAAAAAAAUCAAACGACGGACUGGCAAAAGCAUGCGGUGAACUGUUCGAUGUUCUCGACACUUAUGCGGAAAAUAAGAAGAGCCGCAAUGUCGCUGGCUGGCCACUGCAGAUAAUGCUGCUGAUUUUGUCCCCGAAGGUAUUGGAGGAGAUACUGAACACCAAAACAGCGGCAUGCUCGCCGAAGCACUCGAAGAAGAAGCAAUUUAUCGACGGAGUUAAACGAGGCCUCGGAAUGCACGGCGGGUCUUCAAGUAGAUCUCUCACAGAAGCUGCUGUGGUGACUUGCGUUAAACUCUGCAAGGCGUCCACUUACAUAAAUAAUUCCGACUCAAGUAAUGUUAUUUUUACACUAGUUCGGCAAGUGAUUACCGAUUUAACGGCACUACUAUUCAAUAUCAAUAAGCCUUUUUCUCGCGGGCAGAGUUACAUUGCCCAGGAUAUUGACAUGAUGAUUGACUGCUUUGUCAGCUGCUUCCGCAAUCGUCUUCAGAACGACGAGAUAACAAAAGUCUGUCUAAAUUUAACUGCACCGUCGACUUAUCAGUUCGUUCUUGUCAGUUCACUCUACAGAAUAGCAACACCUCCAAGAUUGUCAUGGUGGCCAGAGAUAAAUCUAGUCUAUCCACGCAGCGCUGAACUGAGAAAUUUAUUCACUGAUACUCUUAACAAAGUAACGCAGAGCUACAUAUCCCACACGACACUGAGGAUGAUACCGAGUUUCUCAAUGAAAGGAAAAGAACAAGGAAAAUACAAAGACCGGGGCGAAGAUAUCGCGAGUCAUCGCAAUCUUCUAUUGUGGAUGGUGAGACUUAUCCAUACAGACCCAAUGUUGAUGCUGUAUAACCCAGGAAAAGCUGGCCACGAGAUUCAGAGUUCAACUCUGGAGUUGAUAAAUGGUCUGGUAUCACUAGUCCAUCAGCCAACGAUGCCGGAUAUUGCUAAUGAGGCAAUGGAAGCCCUGCUGGUUCUUCAUCAUCCAGACAAAAUAAAAUCAUGGAAUCCAGAAGCUCCAAUAAAAACUUUCUGGGACAUCAGCUCACAGGCUUUAUUUUCUAUUUCUCAAAAACUUAUUCAGCAUCAGAUUGUCAACUAUACCGACAUCCUGAAGUGGCUGAGGGAGAUACUGGUACGAAGAAAUGCAUUUUUGUCACAAAAUAAAGAUUACGCGAAUGUCGGAAGUCAAAUUGCAAUUUGCAAACAAGCCCACAUAAAGCUAGAAGUUGUUUUCUUUAUGUACCUCUGGAGUAUCGACAUGGAGGCGGUUUUAGUGGCACUCUCGUGUUUUUCUUUGCUGUGCGAAGAAGCGGACAUCAGGUGCGGAAGUGACGAAGUUGCUGUCACCUGUCUUUUGCCUAAUUAUCAUCUUUAUAUUGAACUGGCCCAAACUUCAACAGCUUUGACUACCGCCAGCGGAGAAAGUAGGAUGUGUUAUUAUGAACACAGCCAGGGACGAGCUGCUUUGCAAAAACGAAUAAUGGCUCUGCUGAGAAAAAUCGAGCACUGUGUCAACGGAGUCCAACCAGCGUGGGAAGAAACAUUUCGCAAUUGGGAAUCGACCUGCCGACAGCUGACAAAUUAUCCAAAAAAUAAAACAGAAGACGGUCAAGUCGAGUCAUUUCAUCGCAGUACUGGCAAACGCAGAGCUUCGCAUCAGAACUCGGAGCACGAGCUAGAAGAGCAGAUAAACGAGUGGGCCAACAUGACGGGUUUCUUGUGUGCCCUCGGUGGGGUCUGCCUGCAAAGGAAGUCUCCAAGCCGGCCGAUGUCCUCGGGAAUGCUGCCGAAUCCUGAGCCCAAGAAGAGCUCGACGAAACAACUGGAAGCUGCGUGUCUCGCAAAUCCAACUCAAGAAGUCCAGUACUGUCCGGUUACUCAGUUCGUUUUCAACCUUCUGCGACUAUUGAUUUGUAACAACGAAAAAUUUGGAGCGCAGAUACAGAAACACGUCAAGGAACUUGUGGGCCAAGAAAUGAGCGCUGCUUUAUACCCGAUAUUAUUUGACCAGAUAAAAAGUAUCGUGGAGAAAUUUUUCGACCAGCAGGGACAGGUGAUUGUGCUAGAUGUCAAUACCCAGUUCAUCGAGCAUACGAUUUUUAUAAUGAAGAAUGUACUGGAGUCAAAAUCUGAUCAGCCGUCUGAGUAUUUGGGCAUGACAAGUAUUGAGGGAAUGACUCUCGCGAUCGUAAGAUACGUUAGACAUCUAGACACCACAGUAUACACGAUUCAUAUUAAGACAAAACUGUGUCAGCUAGUGGAGGCGAUGAUGAAGCGUCGAGACGACCUGGCGUUCCGUCAAGAAAUGAAGUUCCGUAAUAAAUUAGUGGAGUAUCUCACAGACUGGAUAAUGGACACGACUCAUCAGAUGGCUCCUCAACCGAGUACUGGUGACUUGACAACGAUAACUCGGGAUCUUGAGCAAGCCUGCAUGGAAGCAGUUGGUUCAUUGCUGCGCGGACUUCCGCUUCAGCCUGAAGAGUCUGACCGAGGCGAUCUGAUGGAAGCAAAGUCACAAUUAUUUUUAAAGUACUUUAGUCUCUUCAUGAACUCACUGAAUGACUGCAAUGACGCGGCGAAUGAGGACAAAGACGUCGUUUCUACCACUCGUAUGACCAGCGUCAAGUUAUCGAGUCUACGUAACGCGACUAUUCAAGCGAUGAGUAAUCUUUUGAGUGCCAACAUUGACAGUGGACUGAUGCAUUCAAUUGAUCUUGGGUACAAUCGUGAUUUACAGACCAGAGCAGCUUUCAUGGAAGUGUUGACCAAAAUACUUCAACAGGGAACGGAGUUCGAUACCCUCGCAGAAACUGUUUUAGCGGAUCGCUUUGAGCAGCUCGUCCAGUUGGUGACCAUGAUAAGCGACAAAGGAGAGCUGCCAAUAGCAAUGGCUCUGGCCAACGUUAUCACGUCAAAUCAAAUGGAUGAACUGGCGCGAGUGUUUGUAACUCUAUUCGACGCAAAACAUUUGCUGUCACCAUUACUGUGGAAUAUGUUUUACCGCGAAGUUGAAGUUUCAGACUGCAUGCAGACAUUAUUUCGCGGUAACAGCUUGGGAAGUAAAAUAAUGGCCUUUUGUUUCAAAAUAUACGGCGCUAGUUAUCUACAGAAUCUGCUGGAGCCAUUGAUAACCCCUUUGUUAGACGAUCCCUCAACGAGUUUCGAGGUAGACAGCGCGCGGAUUGAUGCCAAUGAAAAUAUUGAGCAAAACGGAAGAAACUUGAUAGCUUUGACCAAGAAAGUAUUUGACGCGAUUGUUUCUUCAGCUGAUAAAUUCCCACCACAAUUGAGAUCAAUGUGUCACUGUCUCUACCAAGUGUUGAGCAAAAGAUUUCCCCAGUGCCCGCAGAAUAACAUCGGAGCUGUCGGCACCGUUAUAUUUUUGCGGUUCAUAAAUCCAGCAAUCGUGUCCCCUCAGGAAAUGGGUAUUGUCAACAAACCAGUGCCAUUGCAAAUAAAAAGAGGCCUCAUGCUCAUGUCAAAAAUCCUCCAGAAUAUCGCAAAUCACGUGGAAUUUAGCAAAGAGCAACAUAUGUUACCUUUCAAUGAUUUUUUACGCGCGCGUUUUGAAAUAGGCCGCCGAUUUUUCAUCCAGAUCGCAUCAGACUGCGAGACUGUCGAUCAGACGAACCCGCCGAUGUCAUUUGUCUCGGACGCGAACGUCCUGGCACUCCAUCGACUGCUCUGGAACCACCAGGAACGCAUUGGAGAUUAUCUGAGCAGCAGCAGAGACCACAAAGCCGUCGGACGUCGUCCCUUUGACAAAAUGGCGACCUUGCUUGCUUACCUCGGGCCUCCAGAGCACAAGCCCGUUGAAUCUCAUCUCCUGUUCUCCUACUCCCGGUGGUCGAGCAUCGACAUGUCCGCGACAAACUUUGAGGAAAUUAUGGUGAAGCACAACAUGCACGAGAAAGAAGAGUUCAAGAGUAUCAAGAGUUUGAAUAUAUUUUACCAGGCCGGUACAAGCAAACAAGGGAACCCGGUGUUCUAUUACAUAGCGCGCAGAUAUAAAAUCGGCGAAACAAACGGGGAUUUACUUAUUUAUCAUGUGAUACUCACCCUCAAGCCAUUCUGCCAUUCACCCUUUGAACUAGUGAUCGAUUUCACUCAUACCUGCUCGGACAAUCGUUUCCGCACAGAGUUCCUACAAAAAUGGUUCUUAGUCUUGCCUAAAGUUGCCUACACAAACAUCCACGGCGCCUACAUUUACAACUGCAACAAUUGGGUCAGAGAGUACACCAAAUUUCAUGACAGAAUUCUAGCUCCACUUAAAGGAAAUCGUAAAGUCAUAUUUAUUGAUUCCCCGGCACGGCUCAACGACCUCAUUGAUCCAGAGCAGCAAAAAUUACCAGGAGCAACGCUCACUCUCGACGAAGACUUAAAAGUAUUCACUAGUGCACUAAAACUGUCUCACAAAGACACCAAAGUGUCGAUAAAAGUUGGACCCUCCGCUAUACAGAUAACUUCUGCUGAAAAGUGCAAAGUGUUGUCACACUCGGUGCUACUUAAUGACGUUUACUAUGCAUCAGAAAUAGAGGAAGUCUGUUUGGUUGAUGACAAUCAGUUUACCUUGACGAUAUCCAAUGAAGCCGGGCCACUGUCGUUUAUUCAUAACGACUGCGACAGCAUUGUCCAGGCAAUAAUGCACAUAAGAAAUCGCUGGGAAUUGUCCCAACCAGAUUCAAUGUCAGUGCAUCCUAAAAUAAGGCCUAAAGAUGUACCAGGUACGUUACUAAACAUGGCGUUACUGAACCUCGGAAGCUCAGAUCCCGACUUACGUACAGCUGCCUACAACCAAUUGUGCGCUCUGACAGCGACAUUUGAUCUAAAAAUCGAAGGACAAUUACUUGAGACUUCCGGACUCUGUAUUCCAUCAAACAAUACCAUCUUCAUAAAACAUCUAAGUGAGACACUUGCGGCGAACGAUCCUCACCUGACCCUCGAGUUCCUCGAGGAGUGCAUGCAAGGUUUCAAAGUAUCAACGAUUGAACUAAAGCAUCUCUGCUUGGAGUACAUGACCCCGUGGUUAAAAAAUCUCGUACGUUUUUACAAACCGAAUGAUGAAGGCGGCAAAAGACAGAAGCAGGUCACUCAGAUACUGGAAAAAUUGAUAACUUUGACAAUUGAAGAGGUGGAAAUGUACCCCAGCAUUCAAGCUAAAAUCUGGAGCACCAUAGGCAGACUCCCUGAGCUCAUUGACACUGUCCUUGAUCACUUUAUCCAGAAAAGCGUCGGCUACGGCCUUGGCUCGCCGAUGGUUGAGAUAAUGGCUGACACCGCAGUGGCUUUGGCUUCAGGGAACGUCCAGCUGGUGGCAAAAAAAGUUAUCGGCAGGUUGUGUCGAGUUGUUGACAAAACUUGCACAUCGCCGACGCCUUUACUCGAGCAGCACAUGAUGUGGGAUGACAUAGCGAUUCUCGCGAGAUAUCUCUUGAUGCUGUCUUUCAACAACUGCCUGGACGUUGGCAAACAUCUGCCCUACCUCUUUCACACCGUAACUUUUCUCGUCUGCUCCGGAAGUUUGAGUAUGCGGGCCUCCACCCACGGUCUAGUCAUCAACAUUAUUCACUCACUCUGUACCUGCAGCUCUCCCUCCUUCUCCGAGGACACUUACCGAGUUCUCCGCAUGAGUCUCGACGAGUUCUCGUUACCCAAAUUCUACCUCCUCUUUGGGAUCAGCAAAGUUAAAUCCGCAGCAGUGACGGCUUUCCGGUCUAGCUACCGGCAUUCGAAUGAGAAAUGGUUCACGAAUGAAAGGACACUUUGCAACACUCAAGACCGUGAAAGAUUAUCAUUAACCAGCUUAGAAGUAAUAACAGAUGCACUGCUGGAGAUUAUGGAAGCGUGUAUGCGAGACAUUCCUACGUGCGAUUGGCUGAGGACUUGGACGUCACUGGCAAAGAGUUUUGCUUUUUGUUUUAACCCCGCCCUCCAGCCACGGGCUCUCAUUGUUUUCGGCUGCAUCAGCAAGAGCAUAACGGAUCAAGAUAUCAAACAACUGCUACGUAUACUCGUAAAAGCACUAGAGAGUUUCAAUGAUAUUACACUUCUUGAAGCCAUUGUUAUGUGUCUGACGCGACUCCAGCCGCUUUUGAGACCCGAGUCUCCAAUUCAUCGGUAUCUGUUCUGGGUCGCGACUUCGAUACUUCAACUGGACGAAGCCCCACUCUAUGCUUCAGGUCUGGCUCUUCUUGAACAAAAUCUCCAUACACUCGACUCCCAGGGAACGUUCGAUGAUAAAACCCUCGAAAAAGUGAUGAUGUCAACUCGGGAACCGCUCGAGUGGCAUUUCAAGCAACUGGAUCACGCUGUAGGUCUGUCAUUCAAAUCAAAUUUUCAUUUUGCUCUUGUGGGACAUCUUCUUAAAGGCUACAGACAUCCAACACCAACGACUGUCUCACGUACAUCACGAGUGCUGACAAUGUUACUGGCGAUCGUCGCAAAGCCAUUCCGUAGAGAUAAAUUUGAAGUCACUCCAGAAAGUGUCGCGUAUCUCGCAGCUCUCGUUUCAGUCUCGGAAGAAGUAAGAAGCCGUUGCCACGUUCGUCACUCUCUUGGAAGAAAUAUCUCGGAGUCAAGUAGCACUGAUUUUAUUGACGUUCUUGUUACCAAUGGUCCAGAUGCGCCUGCUGGCAGCAAUCUGAGUGUAAAUCCAUCAAACCGCAAGCAAAAGUCCUGGGAUUUACUUGACCAAACGGCCAUCACGCAAGCGAGGCAACAGAAACAACCGCCGCAGUCGGGUAGAAUUUUAUUUAAAACCCAACGUUCAUUCUCUGUACCAACUACCAAAGAAGCCAAACCUACUGAAGAAGAUGCGAAAAACCGCAGCACCAGAGUCAGUGUUAGCAAUGAAAAUAACGUUCUCCUAGAUCCUGAAGUACUGACUGACUUUUCAACUCAAACUCUUGUCCUAACGAUCUUAGCAACUCUCGUUAAAUAUUCAACAGAAGACAGCGAGACUCGGAUUCUCUACGAAUAUCUUGCAGAAGCUUCGGUGGUAUUUCCAAAAGUAUUUCCUGUCAUAAAAAAUCUACUUGACGCUAAAAUAACAAGCGUGCUGUUCACUUGUCACGACCAGGCCAUCGUCAGUGCAGUCCAAGCAAUAAUACAGAAUAUGAUUGCGUGUGAAGACACGAGCCAGCAGCUCCACUACCUGCAGAGCUGCGGUUUCGGCGGACUUUGGAGGUUCGCUGGUCCAUUCGCGAAGUGCAACAGAACUGCUGACAGCGCUGAGUUGUUUGUUAACUGCCUUGAAGCCAUGGUAGAGACUUGUCUGCCCACCGAAGAGGUCGAGGUGCCGACCAGCAACGACCUGGAAAAUGACAAACGAGUUGACGGAAUGCCGGGAAAAAGUUUUGCCAAAGCACGACUUCCCUCGCAAGACAGCAAUCCGCGGGAUGCUUCUAUACUUCUUAGUUCCAAAGAGUCAAGUAUUGAAAGCAGAGGAGAAUCAUCAAUAAAUACAAAUACAACGAGCAGUAGCAGUACUUCGCAAUCCUAGCGAUCAAUUGCUGGUUCGCGUCGCGGUAAAGAUCAAAAAGUCCCGGAUACUAGGAAGUCACGUGCCUCCAGGUGACAAAAUAAUUAUCGUGAUGAUUAAUUAUUAUUUGUGGGAUGAUAAUAAUUUGUUGACUGUAAAUACUAUAUAUAUAUUAUAUAUAUAGUUGAUGCGUACGAUAAUUUAAUAAUUGAUAAUGAUAAAUUAUGUUAUAAAUAUGAAUAUCAACAUGUUAUCGUUUGUUUAUCGUACAGAUAUUUAUCAAUAUUGGGGACCUGCUACUGUUGCUACAUGUCCAGACAGUUUUAAUCAGUACCGUCCACCUCGCGAUUAGCAGCCUUUUCAAGAUUCAACGUUCAAGCACAAAAAAAAAACGGCCCUAUUAUCGAUACCUCAUUUUUAUUUAUCAAACUAUAUUCCAUUGACACAUUCAUUUAUUUUAAUUCAUUCCAUCAUUUUUAUUUUUACAAUAAAACAAUCAUUUAUCAUUUAUCAUUAUCGUGAUCCGGUAGCUUCAGUCAGAUCGUCAUUAAAUAAAAAAAAUUAAAUUAAAACUGGAACUAAUGAUAAUUAAUAAGUUUUCGUAAAUAAUUGUAUGUAGAUCUUUAGGUAAUACGUGUUGACAUUUUCGAAGUAUAAUAUUUAUAUGCAAUAAUAUAAAAAAAUAUAUGUAUAAAUAUAUUUUUAUUUUAUGAAUGAAAUUAGCAGACAACUUUAUAUUUUUAAAAAUUAUACUGUAAAAAAUCGGGAGUGAAUUCGGAGUAAUUACGGAUUUUAUUUAAAUCCGAAUUACUCCGUCAGAGUUCCGGAGUUGGAAAAAAUUACUCCGCAUAUGGAAUAAAUAUGGAGCUUUUUCAGAUGAUUGAUUUCGGAGUGAUCGGGAUUUUAUUAAAAUCCGCACUCCGAUUCGGAGUUUUAACAUUAAAGUGAACUCCCCUUUGGAGUAAUUUUUACUCCAAGGGGGUGAAGGGGGGGGGAGCUGGUAUGAGAUACAAAAAAAAGGAUAUUUUUGUGAUUUUUUUUUUUCAGAGUACCUUCUUUACUAAAAUUCUUAAAAUUUGUGACAUUAUUAAGCAUCAUUCCAAGAAUGUCCUGCUAAAUUUUCAUAAAAAAAUAUUUAAAAAUAAGCUAGUGGUAGUGGGGAGAGACGUGUCAUCUCAAAAAAGUCUCCAUGCCGUAGGCAGGAUAACUCAUGACUGCCUUAUCUGAAAUCAACAAGCCAAAAAGAUUUCUUUAGUACAUAAGUUUAUCUUGAAUUUGAACGGAGGAAUAAACAAAAUAUUUAUUUUUAAAUUUUUGGUAAAGGUGCAAUCAAAAAACUCUGAUUUUUGCCAAAAAUUCUUCCUUUUGUUUAAUUAAUAAAUAAGUAGUUAUUAAAAAAAAAUCCUUCGUUCAAAUCUAAGAUACAUUCAUGUACUAAAGAAAUCUUUUUGGUUUUCUUUAAUUUCAGGUGAGGCAGCCAUGAGUUAUCCUGCCUACGGCAUAGAAACUUUUUUCUGAGGUGACUCGUCUCUCCCCACUACCACUGGCUUAUUUUUCAAUAUUUUUUUAUGAAAAUUUAGCAGAAUAUUCUUGGAAUGAUGCUUAAUAAUCUCACAAAAUUUAAGAAUUUUCAUAAUGAAUGUACUCUAAAAAAAAAAUCACAAAGAUAUCCUCUUUUUUUUUGUAUCUCAGACCAGCUUCCCCUGUAAAUAAAUAGUCAUCUGCUCUGCUUUGACUCCGGAUUUAAUCCGCGUUCACUCUGAAAAUUUUUUACAGUGAAUUGAUAAAAAAAAAUUUUUUAAUUCUCGCAAAGGAUCAAAAAACUCUGCGUUAUAAAAUUUUGUUUCUUUAUAAAAAUUGAAAACUUAUUGGGUGUCUGUUAUCUAUUUUUAUUAAAUUUUAUUAAAAUGAAAUAGCACGGCCUACAUUUUAAUUAUCAGUACAUUUGCACCAAAUCGAGCAUUUUUUUUUACCAAACGAGUAUUAAGUAAUUGGUGCAUGAAAAAUAAUUUCAAAGUAUAACGGAUACCAGUAUACAAUGUAUGUAAUUAUAUAUACAUGUAUAUUGUUGUUGAAUAUAACAAUUACUUGAGUUAAAAGUAUGAAUCGCGCGAGUAAAUUAAAAAUAAAACACUCGUUUGUUAAAUGUUUAAUUAAUUACUUAUUUUAUUUUUAUAAUUUAUUAUCGUAAUUAACGAAAUAAAAAUAUCGUGUCUUGAAUUUAAAAAAAGAACACCAGUGAUCGCGGGCAAAUUGUCCAUUAAUUAUACAAAUAUAAUAGUAAUGAUAAUAAUUAUUAUUAUAAAUAAAUAAAUAAAUUAUUUAAAAAAAGAGAGUAUAUAUCCAGGUUGUAAUUAAUGUUGAGUGUAUAUAAACAGUUGUAAAAUAAUGGCAUAAAAUAAUAUUAUAAUUAUAAUUAAAAAAAAAAGAAAAAAUUAAAUUUAAAUAAAAAAAAUAAAGAGUAUUUAAAAUAUCAAUACAAAAUUUGUUUUUUGUUUUGUAAUAAACCUAUUAUUUCAAAAAAUACAUUGCUCAGUAAUAAUAAUCAUAAUAGUAAGAAUAUUUGCCAGUUUUUAAAAUACGGCCAAGGUUUUCAUUUUUAAAUUUCCACGCGAGCAAGGCAAAGCAGCCAUUUAAUGUUUUACUGUAAUUUCCUUUUUUUUGUUAAUUAUAAGGUAAAAGCCCCAAUUAUUUGAACAAAAGUGUGUUAGUUAUCAUUAUUUAUUUGUUAUAUUUAAAAUUAAUAAUUGAUAAUUUUUUUUUAAACGCGUUUUA